ACGGCCGCUCCGACGGCGGCAACGCGUCGGAAAGCGAAAAGGAAGGCCUACGUAUUUUCCAGCGGCUGAAACGGCUCCUGGCCCUGGCGAAUCUGCCACUACCCUCGCCGGAAGUGCGGCCCUCCUGCCGGAAGUCGAGCUUCCUCCAUUUUGUGGCCCGCCAUGGCGGCGGUGUUAAGGUUGCGGCCGGGAUGCGGCGCCUUUGACUGAGGGGGUAGGCCAGGCGAGCCAUCGGGAACGUCGCGAGGAGCAGCAAAGGACCGGCCCGGACGCCGGGGACGCUGUCAUGUACGGCGCGGGCGGGGGCCGCGCCAAGCCCGAGAGGAAAGGCGGCGCGAAGGAGGAGGCCGGGCCCGGUGGCGCCGGCGGCGGGGGCAGCCGAGUGGAGCUGCUGGUGUUCGGCUAUGCCUGCAAGCUGUUCCGGGACGACGAGCGGGCCCUGGCCCAGGAGCAGGGACAGCACCUCAUCCCCUGGAUGGGGGACCACAAGCUCCUGAUCGACAGAUACGAUGGGCGUGGUCACCUGCAUGACCUCUCUGCGUAUGAUGCCGAGUAUGCCACUUGGAACCGAGACUACCAGCUAUCUGAAGAGGAGGCGCGGGUAGAGGCGCUGUGUGAUGAAGAGAGGUAUUUAGCCUUGCAUACGGACUUGCUUGAGGAGGAGGCAAGGCAAGAGGAAGAAUACAAGCGGCUGAGUGAGGCGCUGGCAGAGGAUGGGAGCUACAGUGCCGUGGGUUUCACUUACGGCAGUGACUAUUACGACCCAUCCGAGCCAACGGAGGAGGAGGAGCCUUCAAAACAGAGAGAAAAAAGCGAGUCUGAAAAUUUGGAGGAAAAUGAAGAGCCUUUCAUCGCCCCUCUAGGACUGAACGUUCCAUCUGAUGUGGAAUUGCCACCAACAGCCAAGAUGCAUGCCAUCAUCGAGCGUACAGCCAACUUUGUGUGCAAGCAGGGAGCACAGUUUGAAAUAAUGCUGAAAGCCAAGCAGGCACGGAACUCGCAGUUUGAUUUCCUGCGCUUUGAUCACUACCUCAACCCCUACUACAAAUUCAUCCAGAAAGCUAUGAAGGAGGGGCGGUACACAGUGCUGGCAGAGAACAAGAGUGAAGAGAAAAAGAAGUCAGGCACAAACUCUGACAAUGAAGAUGAGGAUGAUGAGGAAGAUGGGAGCUACCUACACCCGUCUCUCUUCGCCUCCAAGAAGAGCAGCCGCCUGGAAGAGCUGAUGAAGCCCUUGAAGGUGGUGGACCCGGAUCACCCCCUGGCAGCCCUGGUCCGUAAAGCACAGGCUGACAGCUCUGCCCCAACCCCAGCUGCAGACGGGGCGCCUGUGCAGCCCUCCCAGGUGGAGUACACAGCAGACUCACCCGUGGCGGCCAUGUACUAUAGCUACUACAUGUUACCCGACGGAACCUACUGCCUGGCACCACCCCCUCCAGGGAUCGACGUGGCCACUUACUAUAGCACCCUUCCUGCUGGGGUGACUGUGUCCAGCUCUCCCAGUGUGACGACAGCUGCCCCGCCGCCUCCUGGGACCACACCACCACCUCCCCCAACCACAACUGAAGCGAGCAGCGGCACCUCCUCCACCACCACAAGUGCACUUGCUCCCGUGGCCGCCAUCAUCCCCCCACCCCCCGACAUUCAGCCUGUGAUUGACAAGCUGGCGGAGUACGUCGCUAGGAAUGGCCUUAAAUUUGAGACCAGCGUUCGUGCCAAGAAUGACCAGAGAUUUGAGUUCCUGCAGCCAUGGCACCAGUACAAUGCCUACUAUGAGUUUAAGAAGCAGUUCUUCCUCCAGAAAGAAGGCGGUGAAGGCACACAGGCUGUGGCAGCCCCAGAAGAGGCCCCUGCAGAAUCCGCUCCUGAAAAGCCAGGCGAGACCGGGGAGGUUGGCGUGCCUGAGGACACAGGCGAGGCAGGGGGACGAAGCUCAGGCGGGAAGAAGGAAGCUUCGUCCAGUAAGAGCGCUGCGGACGGGAAGCUGGUAAAAGCUUCAUUUGCUCCAAUAAGCUUUGCAAUCAAGGCCAAAGAAAAUGAUCUACUUCCCUUGGAAAAAAACCGAGUUAAGCUAGAUGAUGACAGUGACGAUGAUGAUGAAGAAAGCAAAGAAGGCCAAGAAAGUGCUAGUAGUGCCGCCAACGCUAGCCCGGCCGCAGCCCCGCCUUGUGUAGUUGUCGAGGAAAAGAAGCCCCCGCUUACCCAGGAGGAGCUAGAAGCAAAGCAAGCAAAGCAGAAGCUGGAGGACCGCCUUGCUGCUGCUGCCCGGGAGAAACUGGCCCAGGCAUCCAAGGAGUCGAAGGAGAAGCAGCUUCAGGCAGAACGUAAAAGGAAAGCAGCCUUAUUUUUGCAAACUUUAAAAAAUCCUCUGCCAGAAGCAGAAGUUGGAAAGAUUGAGGAGAGUCCUUUCAGUGUAGAGGAAGCCAGUGCUGUGCCCUGUCCUGUACUGACUGGAGGCAGACCUCUGCCUACUUUAGAAGUGAAGCCACCAGAAAGGCCUUCAAGCAAAAGCAGAGAUCCACCGAGAGAAGAAGAAAGAGAAAAGAAAAAGAAAAAGCACAAAAAACGGUCUCGAACUAGGUCACGCUCUCCCAAGUACCAUGCAUCUUCCAAGUCCAGGUCUAGGUCACACUCAAAAGCCAAGCACGCGCUUCCCAGUGCCUACCGGACAGUGCGGCGGUCAAGGUGGGUGUGCGGGGCAGUGCCCAAAGCCCUCCUGUCUGUGGAUCCUCCUCCUGCUGGUGCCAAUGCACCAGCAGCCCAGCAGGAGCGCUCAGGCAGCCUGGCCUCCAGCAGACCUGACCUCUGGAGCUCUUGUGGGGCACCUGGCAAGACAACUGAAUGCCACGUUACUCUGUCCAGGUCACGCUCCCGGUCCCCUCGGAGGAGAGCUCACUCCCCAGAGAGACGGCGGGAAGACAGGAGCGUCCCCACUGCCUACCGCAUGAGCAGCAGCCCCGGAGCCAGCAGGAAGCGGACUCGCUCCAGAAGUCCCCAUGAGAAGAAGAAGAAGAGGCGGUCGCAGUCACGGACCAAGGCUAAGGCGCGGUCACAGUCAGCGUCCCCGAGUAAGCAGGCGGCACUACGGCCUGCAGCCCACUCAGCACACUCGGCCAGCAUCUCUCCUGUGGAGAGCCGGGGCUCCAGCCAGGAGCGCUCCAGGGGCGUUUCUCAGGAAAAGGACGGUCAGAUCUCUUCGGCAAUCGUUUCUUCCGUGCAGAGCAAAAUAACUCAGGAUCUCAUGGCCAAAGUCAGAGCAAUGCUCGCAGCUUCCAAAAACCUGCAAACCAGCGCCUCCUGAGGCAGCGGCUGUGGAGCCAGCCUGCCGCACGACCCGGAGCCCUGUAUGGCCCACAGCUCGGAGCCACCGCCGCGGAAGUCGGGAGUGGAAGAGCUUGCUGCUGGCAGGCCCGGGGCAGAACCGUCCAGGCUCACCGCCCAGGACUCUGGGGACAGUUGGUGGCUUUUGUAAAUUAAUUUUUGAUGACGUUUUCAGUUUAAGAUUUUUGACCAGCAGUCUCUUACUUGUAUAUUUGUAAAUAAUAUCAUGUUUCUGUGAAAAUGUAUUAUCAAAUAAAAUGGAAGAAACACCUUUUCUAGCUGGCA
Marmota flaviventris (yellow-bellied marmot) is the source of this 3606-nucleotide messenger RNA. It is a transcript of the gene Sfswap, whose product is annotated as splicing factor SWAP. Gene Ontology annotation, molecular function: RNA binding. NCBI's taxonomy places the organism in Eukaryota, Metazoa, Chordata, Mammalia, Rodentia, Sciuridae. The record is from RefSeq and is a predicted model, not a curated record. Gene Ontology annotation, biological process: mRNA 5'-splice site recognition; RNA processing.